CCGACACCCACCACAUCCAGCCAAUGGCCUCCUCACCAGCCGACCAAGCUUCAAGCUCAUGCAAGCUCAGCACGAUCGAGGAAGCCCUCGAAAGCUUCCGGAACGGGGAAUGUCUAGUGGUCGUCGACGAUCUCGAGCGGGAGAACGAGGGAGAUCUGGUCGUUGCGGCGGCCAAGAUCACGACAGAGAUGAUGGCCUGGAUUAUCAAGCAUUCUAGCGGGUAUGUCUGCAUCGCUCUUCCCGGCGAGCGGCUGGACCAACUUGAAAUCCCCUUGAUGAUCGAAACCAAUACGGAGAAGCACAAGACCGCAUAUACUCACACAGUUGACUACAAGCACAAUAUCGCAACCGGAAUCUCCGCCCAUGACAGGGCGUUGACUGCCUCCAAACUAAGUGACCCAUCGAGUCGACCUGAGGACUUCACUCGGCCGGGACACAUGGUUCCUCUACGAGCUAGAGAAGGUGGGGUUUUGACUAGAAGAGGGCACACGGAAGCAGCGAUUGACCUUUGCAGACUAGCUGGACUACCCGCGGCAGGUCUUAUAUGUGAGCUGGUGAAGCCGGAUUGCCCUUUGGGCUCGAUGGCCCGUCGCGACGAUUGCGCACAGUUUGCGAGCCAGUGGAAUUUAAAGAUGAUCAGUAUUGAAGAUCUUGUGCAAUAUCGGCGAAGGCAGCUUGAGAGCUAAUCCAAAUUAAAAUUUUGAUAUUGUCAUGCUUAACAAAUUUUGUGUACCUAAAGAGAUAGAGAGACAUUAGAAGCAUAUGCAUACAUACAGAAGUCUGCAUUACCCCACACAUCUUGGGUAGUAGGUUUCGGUAUUGGUCGAAUGACAAUAAAAUCUCCACUGAC
Molecule: messenger RNA, 850 nt
Organism: Puccinia graminis f. sp. tritici CRL 75-36-700-3
Lineage: Eukaryota; Fungi; Basidiomycota; Pucciniomycetes; Pucciniales; Pucciniaceae
Product: 3,4-dihydroxy-2-butanone 4-phosphate synthase
Exons: 4
Coding region: 24-686 (220 amino acids)
Biological process (GO): aerobic respiration; riboflavin biosynthetic process
Cellular component (GO): cytosol; mitochondrial intermembrane space
Molecular function (GO): 3,4-dihydroxy-2-butanone-4-phosphate synthase activity
Source: RefSeq, a predicted model, not a curated record